This is a messenger RNA of Huiozyma naganishii CBS 8797, 927 nucleotides long. RefSeq names its product phosphoribosylaminoimidazolesuccinocarboxamide synthase (gene ADE1). NCBI's taxonomy places the organism in Eukaryota, Fungi, Ascomycota, Saccharomycetes, Saccharomycetales, Saccharomycetaceae. Gene Ontology annotation, molecular function: phosphoribosylaminoimidazolesuccinocarboxamide synthase activity. The transcript has a single exon. Gene Ontology annotation, biological process: 'de novo' IMP biosynthetic process. The record is from RefSeq and is a predicted model, not a curated record. Gene Ontology annotation, cellular component: cytoplasm. Bases 1 to 927 code for a protein of 308 amino acids.
AUGACGAGCAUUUUGGAGACGAAUUUGGACGGGAUCCUGCCCCUAGUUGCACGCGGGAAGGUGCGUGACAUCUACCAAGUGGACAGCAAGACUCUGCUGUUUGUAGCGACGGACCGGAUCUCCGCGUACGACGUGAUCAUGGAGAACACGAUCCCGGACAAGGGCAAGCUUCUGACGCAACUAUCCGAGUUCUGGUUCGAAUUUUUAAGCGGGGACAUCCGCAACCACUUGGUGCCAUUUGACCAGGGGAAGACGCUGUUCGACUACUUGCCCGAGGCUCUGUCCCAGGAGAAGUACCGCACGCAGUUGGACGGGAGGUCUCUGCUCGUGCGCAAGCACAAGCUGAUCCCACUAGAGGUCAUUGUGCGCGGGCACAUCACGGGGUCCGCUUGGAAGGAGUACUUGAAGUCCGGGACCGUGCACGGUGCUGUGGCCCCCACUGGGUUGCAAGAAUCGCAGCAGUUCCCAGAACCGAUCUUCACGCCGUCGACAAAGGCUGAUCAAGGCCAGCACGACGAGAACAUCUCCGUCGAGCAAGUCGGGAAGCUUGUUGGCCGGGAGCUAGCGCAGCGGAUCGGCGAGACCGCCGUGAAGCUGUACACCAAGUGCAGGGACUACGCACGCACGCACGGGAUCAUCAUUGCGGACACGAAGUUCGAGUUCGGGAUCGACGAGUCCUCUGGCGAGCUGAUCCUCGUGGACGAGGUGCUCACCCCGGACUCGUCCCGCUUCUGGAGCGGCGCACGGUACACGGUGGGCUCCUCGCAGGACUCCUACGACAAGCAGUACCUGCGCGACUGGCUCACGAAGCAGGGCGUCGCGGGGCAGCCGGGCAUCUCCAUGCCCGCCCAGGUCGUCGAGCAGACGAGGGCGAAGUACAUAGAGGCCUUCGAGUGUCUCACCGGGCACAGCUACACCAGCAAGUAA